GCCAAGGCGACUGACGAGAACCUGACGUCGGAGGACUGGGGCGCCAUCAUCGAGGUAUGCGACAAGGUGUCUGGCGACCCCAACGGUUCCAAGGAAGCCGUCCAGAGCAUGAUCAAGCGACUCGCCCAUCGCAACGCCAAUGUCCAGCUCUACACCCUCGAGCUUGCGCACGCCCUCUGCCAGAACUGCGGCAAGCAGAUGCACCGCGAAAUCGCCAGCCGUGCCUUCACCGAGGCCCUGCUGAAGCUGGCAAACGACCGCAACACCCACCAGCAGGUCAAGAGCAAGAUUCUCGAGAAGAUGCAUGAGUGGACCGACAUGUUCAGCAGCGACGCCGACCUGGGCAUCAUGAGCGACGCCUUCCACAGGCUGAAGCAGAGCAACCCCUCGCUGCAGCCGCCCAGCGCGCCUCGGAAACAGGGCCUGACCGACCAAGACCGCCAGAAGGAGGACGACGAGCUGCAGAUGGCUCUCCGGCUCAGCUUGCAGGAUGAGGAACGCAAGAAGCCGGCCCAGGCCACGCCCGCCUCACAGGCCUCAUCCAGCAGUCAGCAACAGCAGCAGCAGCAGCAGACUACUCCUGGGUCUACAGCGGUGCCUUCCGGUACAACGGCUGCCACGGUCAGCAGGGUUCGCGCCCUCUUCGACUUUGUGCCCACCGAGCCCGGCGAGCUGGAGUUCAAGAAGGGAGAUGUCAUUGCUGUGUUGGAGAGCGUGUACAAGGACUGGUGGCGCGGCUCACUUAGGGGAAAGACGGGUAUCUUCCCUCUGAAUUACGUCGAGAAGCUGGCGGAUCCUACGCCCGAGGAGAUGCAACGGGAGGCUCAGAUGGAGGCGGAGGUCUUUGCCGAGAUCAAGAACGUGGAGAAGCUGCUUACGCUGCUGAGCGCCUCGAACACGGGGCCGCGAGAGGAAGACAAUGAGGAGAUAUCGAAACUAUAUCAUCAGACGCUUGCCAUCCGUCCAAAGCUGAUCAAACUGAUUGAAAAGUACUCGCAGAAGAAGGAUGACUUCACCCAACUGAAUGAGAAAUUCAUCAAGGCGCGAAGAGACUAUGAGGCGCUUCUGGAAUCGUCCAUGUCUCACCCUCCUCAGCACAACUACCAGCAGUAUGCUAUGCGGCCUGCUCAGGCGUAUCCUCCCCCAGGAGGCAACUACCCGCCCCAGCCCCAGCCGCAGGAUCCCCAGAGAUUCUACACUCCUGGGCCCCAAGCAGGGACCGAGCAGUAUCCUCCGAGUGACCACGGUCCUAGAAUACCCGCCAAUGGCAACCAGCCUCCUCCUCUCAACACUUCAGCAUCGCCGUCCCAGAACUUCAAUCCUUUCAAACAGCCUCCGAACCAAGGGCCACCAAGCACCCAUGGCGCCCAGGAACUAGCCACGUCUGUCUACGACUCUCCCAUUGCUCCCAACAACCCGACCUCUGCCGCUACGUACUCCAGCUCCGUCUAUUCUCAAGAAGGCCCUGGGAUACCCCAUCCCAAGGACAAUGAGCCAAUAGCUCCAUACACCACUCAACAACCAGCAUAUCAAAGCUAUCAGCCUCCUCAGCAAAACUCCUCUGCUCCCCCCAACCAGGCGUCACAACGCCCUCCCAACGUCAUGAGCCCGCCGCCUCUGCAGCCCAGCGGCGCUGCGUACGACGCCCGCCAGGGGCUACCCAGUCAGUCAGGCCCUGGUUCAGGGCAGCAGUACAGGCCGUAUGUGCCCCCCGGCUCGUCGGAACCUAGUGCUCCGGCUCCAAACGACUACUAUCGCCAAUCCGGCGUCUACUAA
Messenger RNA from Trichoderma reesei QM6a, 1776 nucleotides. RefSeq lists its product as uncharacterized. Lineage: Eukaryota; Fungi; Ascomycota; Sordariomycetes; Hypocreales; Hypocreaceae. Gene Ontology annotation, cellular component: ESCRT-0 complex. The record is from RefSeq and is a predicted model, not a curated record. Gene Ontology annotation, molecular function: ubiquitin binding; phosphatidylinositol binding. Gene Ontology annotation, biological process: protein transport to vacuole involved in ubiquitin-dependent protein catabolic process via the multivesicular body sorting pathway. The transcript has 6 exons. The annotation marks the transcript as partial.